AUGAACACAGAAUCAACUUCAUCAUCAUUAUUCCCACCCGCUCCACUUCGACCACUCCUAACCACGAUCGCCGCACUCCUCACAGAGCGCAAACAAACAGUCGCAGUAGCUGAAACAGCUGCAGGCGGUCUCAUAUCCGCCUCACUCCUCUCCAUCCCAGGCGCAUCUGUGUAUUACCGUGGAGGACUUACACUAUACACCCUUCCUUCUAGGAUUGCGUAUGCUGGAUGGACGGAGGAGAGUUUGAAGGGUUAUGCCGGACCGACGCCGGAAAUCGUUGCUGGGCUCGCGAAGAACGCUCGUGAGAAGCUUGAUGCGACAUAUGCCAUCGGAGAGUCUGGGACGGCGGGUCCGACUGGUGGCACGACGAGGAACCGUACCCCUGGUUAUGUCGCCCUAGCAAUUGCCUCAGCGGACGGAACCGUAACCAGGGAAGUCGAGACAGGCACUGCAGAGCGAGAUGUCAAUAUGAUCAAGUUUGCAGAAGCAGCGCUCAAGCUCUUCCUGGAGGUGGUGCAGGGCGAAGUAAAGGUCGAGAAAGCAAGUCUGUAA
Messenger RNA from Fomitiporia mediterranea MF3/22, 552 nucleotides. RefSeq names its product competence/damage-inducible CinA family protein. The transcript is spliced from 3 exons. The coding region runs from base 1 to 552 and encodes 183 amino acids. Lineage: Eukaryota; Fungi; Basidiomycota; Agaricomycetes; Hymenochaetales; Hymenochaetaceae. The record is from RefSeq and is a predicted model, not a curated record.